Molecule: messenger RNA, 456 nt
Organism: Pyrenophora tritici-repentis Pt-1C-BFP
Lineage: Eukaryota; Fungi; Ascomycota; Dothideomycetes; Pleosporales; Pleosporaceae
Source: RefSeq, a predicted model, not a curated record
AUGGUCAAUGAAUUGAGGGCACGGUUAGCCGAUGAACAGCUGCACGGUGUGAUCGGCGCCAACAAUUGCCUUAGCGAGGCCGGACGGACGCCGACAAAGAGCAUGGUAAUUGGCACGCCAGCCGAUCGACUACUGGGCGUAUGUUUACCCUGGCCGAGUGCGCCCCUGCCAGCAAGGCGUCAAAGAGCACUGGAGCCGCCUGUGCAUCAACGCUCAUAUCGCUCGGACGAGUUAGACGCGCUGGCGCACACGGCGCUUUUGAUUCCCUUCCUUGCGCGCGAACCUGUAAGGUGGUUUUUGUUUCUCCCCAUGCCCCAUCAGCUGGGAUGCCGGAUAUGGCGGGUGCAACAGGCUAUAAAGCACUUCUGUCCCUUUCAGCUACACCGCUGUGCAGUUGAUGGUCCAAGCGCUUUUGUUUUGUAUGGGAUAUGGAGACGAUGCGCCCAGUCGUGGUAG